Schizosaccharomyces osmophilus is the source of this 843-nucleotide messenger RNA. RefSeq names its product NADH/NADPH-dependent indole-3-acetaldehyde reductase, implicated in cellular detoxification. Gene Ontology annotation, molecular function: oxidoreductase activity, acting on NAD(P)H as acceptor. The record is from RefSeq and is a predicted model, not a curated record. Lineage: Eukaryota; Fungi; Ascomycota; Schizosaccharomycetes; Schizosaccharomycetales; Schizosaccharomycetaceae. Bases 1 to 843 code for a protein of 280 amino acids. The transcript has a single exon.
AUGCUGAUUGCUGCUUUGGGUCCUAAUAUUCCAUUUCCCGCCUAUGGUGUGGGUACAGCCUUAUAUAAACGGGAUCAAUCCAAAUUUCAAACGGAAACUGUAGACUCAGUGAAAAAGGCCAUCCAGAACGGAUUUACUCACAUCGACUGUGCCGAAUUGUACGGAAACGAAGAAGAAGUCGGUGUUGCCCUCAAAGAUCUAAAUAUACCACGUGAGAAGCUUUUUAUCACCUCGAAAGUUUCAAGCAGCGUUGAAGACAUUUCAGCUGCCUUAAGCACUUCUCUCAAGAAGUUGGGACUCAGCUAUCUUGAUCUUUUCUUGAUUCAUGCCCCUAAGUAUCUUAAUGAGAAAAAUAUUCCCUUCUCAAAGGGCUGGGAAGCAAUGGAAACUGAACUCGGCCAAGGUCGAGUUCACGCUAUCGGUGUGUCAAAUUUCUACGUAGAGGAUUUGGAAAAAAUCAUGGAGACAGCCAAAAUUCCCCCACGCGUCGACCAAAUCGAAUUCCAUCCUCAGGUUUUCGUCCGCUCAAAGUCUCUCCUCGAUUACUGUAAAAGCAAACAUAUUAUCGUCGAAGGCUACAGUUCACUUCGUCCCCUCACAAGGGAACCUGAAGGUACUGUUAGCAAACUUGCCAAAUCCCUUGCCAAUAAGUACAAUGUUUCUGAUUCUUUGAUAUUGUUAGCUUGGUCCAAUGCCCAAGGUGUUUCUCCUGUUACUACUACCAGCAAAGUAGAACGCAUGAAGCACUAUUUGACUUACAAGACCGUGAAGCUCGAACAAGCAGACAUCGAUGCUAUCACCAAAGCUGGAGAAGAAUCUAGCAGACCGUUACAUUUCUAUUAA